AUGUUUUAUGCCACGCCAAGAUUUGCUGCCUCGACGCCGAGGCCGUCUUCAACUCAGGCGAGGGCGGGUUUCACAACGCCAGCAUUGGCCAUUAAGCCCAGAGCGCCGAGGACUCGCUCAACCCAGGAUAUCAUUGACGACAGCUCGCCAAUUUCACCCAAUGGAGGGUCACCAUCCGCAUCGCCUAACACGCGCACUACGGUUCCGGAGCCUAUUGAACCCGACUCCUCCCUAGUGCCCCAAUCAUCGCAUCCUGAACCGUUAGAACGAGGACGCUCGCCAAAGCGCAGGCGCAUAUCGAUCGCUUCUUCUGAUUCCGAGACAGGCUCAGCACCCAGCUCGCAGGGGUCAGAGCGGACCGAUGUCGAAUUUCUCCCAGACGCUCCGAACCAGCACAUUCUCUCUAACAGCUCCGACACCGACGACGAUGAGGUGAACCAACGGGGCAGGGAAGCUAGUAUCUUACCCUCCCAGUCUGCCGCCUUCUCCCCAAGAUGUCCACAGUCUCCAGAUAUCAAAUCAGAAGGCGAAUUCGGGUCCGUGGACUCCGACAGCGAAAAAGCUGAUUCAGAAAACAAUCAAGCGACUCCGAGGCCAACCAGGGCCAAACCGGCUUUCCGCGCGGCGCCACGCUUCAAAGUCACCGAGCCAUCCGACCAGCUGUACUCUCAGCCUGAUAUCUACCUAACAGACCCCUUCUCUCCGCAGCGUCGCGGAGCCAGGUACCUCCCCGGCGGCCUGGCUGCGGAGCUGCGUGACUGGCUGGUGGAUGUGAAAGGGGGGGUGGACGGGGCGGGAGAAGUGAAAACCAGUUCGGCCGCUCUGAGUUUCAGCUCCGCUACUACCACGGCGAGCGUGGUCGUGGACGAGGCUUCCCUCAGCGGCCCGGGGAUUACGCUGAUAUCUGGUCGACUAGUGGAUGCCCCUGCCGGUGGUAGACAGGACGCCGAAGUGAGGUUGAUUUUGGCUGGGGAGGGAAACAUCGAGGGUCUGGGCGGUGGCCGAGGGGGUGGGAAUCGGGGCUCGGUUGCUCCUGGUGCGGUGAUUUCUAUUGCACCACCUGCGUGGGACGUGGAACUGGACAGCCGGUGGGCAGUUGCUUACCGGUGGGAGGCGGUGAAACGGCCUGGCGGCGACGUCGGAUGA
Messenger RNA from Chaetomium strumarium, 1146 nucleotides. RefSeq lists its product as uncharacterized. The record is from RefSeq and is a predicted model, not a curated record. The transcript has 2 exons. NCBI's taxonomy places the organism in Eukaryota, Fungi, Ascomycota, Sordariomycetes, Sordariales, Chaetomiaceae. Bases 1 to 1146 code for a protein of 381 amino acids.